Messenger RNA from Anguilla anguilla (European eel), 4642 nucleotides. RefSeq names its product CTS telomere maintenance complex component 1 (gene ctc1). Gene Ontology annotation, molecular function: single-stranded DNA binding; telomeric repeat DNA binding. Gene Ontology annotation, biological process: telomere maintenance via telomere lengthening; positive regulation of DNA replication. The transcript has 24 exons. Lineage: Eukaryota; Metazoa; Chordata; Actinopteri; Anguilliformes; Anguillidae. Bases 90 to 4268 code for a protein of 1392 amino acids. Gene Ontology annotation, cellular component: CST complex. The record is from RefSeq and is a predicted model, not a curated record.
UAAACCGAAGAAGUAGAAGAAAAUAUCACAGUAACCCAUUAUCAUGUGAAAUAGCUAUUUGAAAAUAUGGAUUUGGUCUUACAAACUUCAUGAAGGAAAUGGAUUCAUUUCUUAGCGAAUUUGAAGAGGCCAGUAAGACGGAGCUGCGCUGGCUGCGAGAGCUAUACCAAUUUGUAGAAGACAAUUUGUGCACUGUGACAGGCCACAAUGCUGGUUAUUCUGCUGCACAGCUGGCGUUGGCAGUGGUUAGAAGAGUUCAACGGGCAGUGGGCACCAAGACCGCCAUGCUGCCCGUCGGCUACAGGUUAGUCUCCGUUUCGGAACUGGUCACCAGGCAACACACGUUCUGUUGUAGCCAUCUCACCUGGACCACCACUGAGUACAGAGAGUGGACCAAAGAAGCAGAGGGAGUGCUGUCCAAUUACAAAGCUUUGUCGCCUGCCUACCUUCUCCUGAUUGGUUUUCUGAUUGAUGGCAGUUCAGAGCCAGGUGUAACAUGUGAUGGAACUUGGAAAGUGAUGGAUGGAAGUGGGAGUGUAACCUGUGAGGUUCUCAACCCCUCACCUGAGUGGCUUGAGCAGCUGAUGCUAUUUCCCAGUUGGAACUACAUCCCCCAGCAUGCUUCAGGUCAGGGACAGGAACCAAAGGGCUACCUCGAGAUGAGUGCUUCACCCCUAUCUCUCGUCCCCAGUCCUAAAGCCUUUGAUCCUGGGGGGUCUCUCUCUAAAUUAAUGGGGACCGGGGAAGCUGCCAAAGUACUGGGGCUGAGGGAAAGGCAAAGAGGCGUUCGUCUCCAUGUGUUCGGGCAAAUUUGCACAGUGUGCCCCCUGCUGGAAAUUGGGGUGAAGUCAUUCUUCUGUUUCUGUCUGAAAGAGGGGGACAGCACUGUUCCUGUGCUGGUCAUGGACCCUGGCUGUCUGCGCUGGCGGCAGUGUGUGCACGUGGCCGCGUUUGUCUGCGCGUCGGGUCUGCGUGUCUGCGGGCUGAGGGAGUGGCCGGGGCACAAAGUUCUGUGUGCCACCCCCGAGUCGCGCUUGCAGGUCCUUAAACAGCCCCCGGCCACUCUGCUGACCUGGGAGGAGGCGCUUGGCUCCUCUGGGCAUCAUGGGAAAACAGGGUUGGAGAGUCAGGGGCGACAGGAAAUGGAGACGGACACACAGUCUGAGACGGACACACAGUCUGAGGCGGGCACACAGACUGAGGCGGGCACACAGACUGACAAAGAAAAACAGGCAGAGUUGGACACGCAGACCGAUAUGCAGACAAUUACAACUCUGCCACAGAAUUUCCCUGUAGCCAAGACCAAAAUUUCCAAAAUGAUCAGCUAUAAGGGCGUGGUAUCGAAGGUGCUGAACUCAGAGGCGGGGCUCUAUGAGAUUGACGGGACGGUUGGGCUGUGCCUAGCCUAUCAGCCUCUGCAGAGAGGAGGCCAUCGCUUGCGGCCAGGGGCAGAAAUUGAGCUCCAUGAUGUUCAUUUCCUGUACCGGCCAUCCCCGCACGCCCUUCCCACAAUGCUGUGCGCGUGCCUGCGCUCCAGCAUACGGGUCAUAUCCUUCAGCCGACUGGAAACAGAGCUGACUUCCUGCCACCCCAGGGACUCCCCUGCACUCUGCCUCCUGCUGGAAAGGAACCUGGGCGUUUCCCAGUACCUGUGGCUGUGUCACUGUCUGAGCGCGCUCAGAGAGAGGCUGUGCCCCCGCUGGGUGCGAGAGGGGCGUCUAAGGGCAGUAGCACGAAGGCUGUUGAGCUGUGUGGUGCCGCCGGGGCGGGAAGGCGGGAGACCAAGGGAACUCUACAAAGAGAUGCUGGAGGAGCCUCACUGCUGCCCCCUAACAGAGUACUCAGUGGACAGUCCUUCAUGCGAGUUGAUCUCCAUGCGAGAUCUGCGGUCCUGGAUGGAGGGAGAGUGUUGGGAUUCCAUGUCCCUGCCGUCCUUACUGCCCGCCUCAGCCCCCCAUCUUACCCGUGCUGCACUGAACCCUCUGCUCGCCUGGUCUGUCCACGUCCUGUCUGCUGGGACCCUGCCCAAACCCAAGGUGCUGGUAGGUGUGUUGCGGGUGAGUGGGCGAGGGCCAUGUAUACAGUUGGAGGACCAGACGGGGGUGAUGGACUGUGUAGUCGUGGAAAAGAGAGAUGGCCAAUCCUACUGUGCUGCCUACAACACUGCCUGGUUAGAUUGUUUAGUGUGCGUUCAGCGCUACGCUCUGGUAAUGGAACGAUUUCUGACGGCCGACUUCCCUGCCUGGACGCACCUGGACCAAGAGCGCUACAUCACACACAGACACUCCAGGCUGUACAUUCAGCUGUGUCUGGAUGACCUUACAAUUCUCAGGCCAUCUGUCGCCAUGGCGAAGUUCCUCAGCUCCUCAAAUCCAGAGAAGGGCAGGGAAGGGGAGCAGCAGAGGGAUGAGUGCGCUCCCCAUUCAAGCGCAGACCAGCCUGGUGGGUCCCAGGGAAGUGAGCGGUCCAGUCAUCUCAGAAAGGAAAGAGAGGUGGAAGAAGGAGAUCGGCCAGGGCGGACUGACGAUAGAAGCCACAAACAGGCCACAGAGGAGCCUGUCCUCUCUGCUGUAACAGGAAACCGCUCCAAACUCAGCGUGGAUCAGACGAACAGGAGAACCAGGCCAGGAGAGGAAAGGACAGCAAAACAUGCCAAAAGAGCAAGAAAAGAUGACAAAGAUGACAACCUAAAGUCAAAAACCCGAACUGUAGAGGAUAAACAAGAAAAUACAGGGAGUGGGGAGAGGGGUAUGUACAAGCCACCCCUGACUGACCCCGCCUGUUCAUUGACCUCUGGCUGGUUGAAGGUCGCGCCCCCUGUUCCCUGUGUGUCCGUUGUCUUCUGUGUGGAGUCCAAAGAAGGACUGGCCUUUCGCAACGUUCAGGCUUCAGAAGGAGACCCCAGACUCUCUCUGUGUUUUGGGGUAUCUGCUGUGUUGCUUGGUGGGGUGCAGAAGUGGAGGCAGGACCCCAAAAACUGUCCCGUGGAACAGAGAGAAACUACACUAAGGGAAGCCCAGAAUGAUAGGGUGGAGCUCCAGUUCGUGGGUGACUGUGUGCGCUGGUACCCCUUGCUGCAGCUUGGCUGUGUUUACAGGAUAGUGGCCCCCCACACUGAGGACCCUGGGGUUCUCCGUGUCUGCAGUGUGCCAGCGCAGGGCGGUGCCCAGCUCCAAAGCGUGCCCACCGUUCUGGUACAGACCCGCUGGCACCUCCACACCCUGCCCCUCCAACAGGGAAACGGGCGUGUGCAUCAGAAGGUCACGUCUGUCUCGGAGGUCCUAUGCUGCAGCACUACCUCUUCCUUGGUAUCCUUUGAAGGAGUGAUUUGUCAAAGAAUACCGCUGCUGGAGGAGAAAGGGAAGACCCUUUCUGUUCAAUCAGAGCUCAGGGAAAAGGGUGUGGAUGUGGAGCAGACUCUGAAUGUCAGGCUGACAGUGCAGGAUGUCCUGUCUCCUGGCCAGAGUAUGCAGGUAUACACUGACCUCUCCCAGAGACCGUUCACCCCGGGCCUCGUACCUGGGGCCACAGUGCUCUUCCAGACCUUCCAGCGCAAGGUUUCCCGGAUCGGCUGUGUGUAUUGCCGCUCUGUCCCCCUGAGUUGUGUGACGGUUACUGCACUGGCACAGGCUGGCUCAGCGGAACUCAGGACUCCACCUCCCAUCAUGCACCUGGGCGAGUGGGCAUUGAAGGGGGCGCAGCACUGCGGCCUGGCUCGGGUGCGGGCUCACGUGGCGUGCGUGCUGUACCUGCAGCUGCAAUGGGUCUGCUCUCUGUGCUCCAGUGUCUUCAAACAGGACACCUGCACUCGAAACUACCCACCAUGCACUUCAACCACUGGAGUCUUCCAAGCAGAUGCAAAGGCAGUGGUGGAGGAUGGUACUGCAGAGGCCCAAGUGUGGUUCUCCUCUCAGGCGGUCUCACAUCUGCUGGCAAUGAGCACGACAGAAUGGGAAGGACUACAGCGGCUGGUCAGGGUCAGAGGUCACCUGAGAGUGCACCACCAAGGGAGGAGCGUGGGGUCUGACGUGGCCUCGGAGGACCCCCUGCUGCAGUACCUGUCCUACCUGUGCGUCUGCGCAGCCGUCUGCCGCUCCAUCACGCUCACCUGUGAACUGCGAUCGCGGUCGCAGGGCGGCGCUGCGCACGGACACGAGAACACCCAGCUGAAGAGGUUCACCCGUGGGGACCGAGAGUUCAUCACCAGGAUCCCAGCCCCCCUGCAGCUCCAGUGCACUGAGCUGAGAGAGUGGGAGAGCUCCAUGUGACAGAGAGAGGGAGAAAGGGAGAUGGGGAAUAGGGAUAAAACAAGAGAAGAUAAGCAGGAGAAAGGAAGGGAGACUACAGAACUGGAGGGGGAAGACAGAAUUAAAGAAUGAAUUUGUGUGUAUCAUGGGACAGACGUUUCAAGGUGACAUCCGUUCUUACCGGCUGAAAUGGUGUGGAUUUCCUGAUGAUUUGGAUUUCCUGAUGAUUUGGCAGCACAGAGUGAGAAGGGAAAGACACCCAAGAAUAAUGCUUCAUAACAAUGUGUGCUGUAAUAACUGUAGAAGUGCUCUAAAAGUGUGCCAUAUUGUUUACACUUUUUUAAUGUAAAAAAUUAGUUUUGUAUUAAACCAUUAAACUCUUUUCUUGAUUGGUG